AUGCUCAAAGAUGAUCUACAUCAUCCAACUCAAAGAAAUAAAAGUUUAUCCCCAAGAGAUCAAAUUAAAAUUUUUUUACAUUUUUUGGGAACUGCAUCAUUUUACCAUGUUGAGCGAGAUUGUCAUGGUGUUAGAAAAGACACCAGCAAUCGAGCAGUUCAUGCAGUUCUGGAUAAUUUGUUUUGUCAGCGAGAGAAAAUUAUUCAUUGGCCUGAUCUUGUUGACACCCUACCCAGUAAGUUUUACACUGUGGCACAGAUUCCAAGUGUAUGUGGUUGCAUUGAUGGAUGUCACAUACCAAUCAUCCCUCCAUCAAAAGAUAAAGAUGCAUUCCUCAAUCGCCACCAGUUUCAUUCAUUGAAUGUCCUUUGCGUUUGUGGACCAGAUUUGUACAUUUAUUAUGUUUAUGCUGAUGGCCCUGGGCGAUGGCAUGAUUCUAGGUAUAUUAAUAACCAUGACAACCAAUCCGCUCCCAAGCGUCGGUUCAAUGAUGCUUACCGAAAAACCAGAAAUGUUAUAGAGCGCUGUUUUGGGGUUCUGAAAAACAGAUUUUACUCUCUGCAAGUACCAAUUCGAUUUUCUAAAGUGGAAAAUGCUGCAAAACUCAUUGUGUGUGCUUGCAUGAUUCACAACAUGUGCCUUAAAGUUGGUGAUGAGGGAGAAGAACUUCCAGUUUUACCUGCCACACCCUUUCCUUUUCAAGCUAGAGAUGAAACUGAAGCUGAAAUUUAA
This is a messenger RNA of Hydra vulgaris (swiftwater hydra), 732 nucleotides long. Its product is annotated as putative nuclease HARBI1. NCBI's taxonomy places the organism in Eukaryota, Metazoa, Cnidaria, Hydrozoa, Anthoathecata, Hydridae. The record is from RefSeq and is a predicted model, not a curated record.